AUGUGCAUCAUCAACGAGGACAUCGUCGAGCACAUUCUGGACAGCCAUCCUCACUUGUGGUCACGCGACUUCUGCCGUCUCGCCCUCGUCUCCUCGCAUUUCCUCCAUCCAGCUCGAAAACGCCUCUAUGCCCACCCUAUGCUCCUGACGUAUCAUGCUUGCCACAGUCUUGCUCGUACUCUCGAGGAAAAUCCAGACCUUGUCCCGCUCGUCAAUGAAUUGGAUUUAUUUCCUAUAUAUUGGGAUCCGCGGACUUGCGAUGUCGAGGAGGGGGUAAAUGAUUAUGGAAUUUACCCCGCUGUCCCGCGUCUCCUUGCACUAACACGCCUUGAAAGAAUUUCAUUCGGUGGAGACCUCGCUUAUAACGCGGAACGGUACUUACGGGCUAUUGCAUUUCCUAAUACGGUCAAGUCACUCUGUAUACAAGGCCCUGAUCCAUACGAGUCAGACGGCGUUGGAUGCGCACCCUUGAAUUGGGAUAUUGAGCUCUCCAUGCGCUUCCACGCGCUAGAGAGCCUUUCACUGACGGGUAGUUUGGAACUUGAUAUUGACGAUAGUCACAAUGAUCCAGACCUGCUCUCCGAAUCGGAUGGUGUAGAUACCUUGCCGCCGGGAUGCAAACUCAAGGAAUUCUACCUCCGAGAAGUUUACAUUGAGGGCGCAAUCUGUUCACUCCUCUGCUCACCCACUUCGUGGUCCCAUGUCCGCUCGCUCACAUUUUCGACUCACGUCUGUACACAAUCUGGAGUUCAAGCCUUCGCCGAUUUGCUUCGGCUCGUUGGUGAUUCUUUGGAGCGGCUCGUUGUCCAUUGCCCGAACGACAACGAAAAAUGCGACCUUCCAGUCGAGGAUCCUUCCGUACACAUGCAGAACACUCCAACUUUACGUCGUUUAGUCUCCCUCACGGCAUCACACCAACUCAUACAAGGAACGCUCUAUCCAAUCUUCUCGAACACUGAGACUCUCACUAUUCUCGGAAAUUUUCUUGGUGUUUCACGAAUGUCGCAAUGGACAGAGUAUAUCAAAACAUGCGGCUUUCCGAAGCUGAAGAAGCUGGAUGUACGAGGCGAGGAGACACGCCGCGAUCUCCGCUCUCGAUGCUGCAUGCAAGGAACGCGGGAUUGA
Messenger RNA from Fomitiporia mediterranea MF3/22, 1125 nucleotides. RefSeq lists its product as uncharacterized. The transcript has 2 exons. Bases 1 to 1125 code for a protein of 374 amino acids. NCBI's taxonomy places the organism in Eukaryota, Fungi, Basidiomycota, Agaricomycetes, Hymenochaetales, Hymenochaetaceae. The record is from RefSeq and is a predicted model, not a curated record.